Molecule: messenger RNA, 2509 nt
Organism: Apis florea (little honeybee)
Lineage: Eukaryota; Metazoa; Arthropoda; Insecta; Hymenoptera; Apidae
Product: solute carrier family 7 member 14
Biological process (GO): amino acid transport; transmembrane transport
Cellular component (GO): plasma membrane
Molecular function (GO): amino acid transmembrane transporter activity
Source: RefSeq, a predicted model, not a curated record
AUGAAGCUCGAAUUGAUGGAUCGGGAGAAAGGUCUGGAGCUCUUUGGGAAAUUUAUACGAACGAAAAAUGUGGAGAGUCUUCAGGGUGAUCAGGAAAAAACUGGACCUGAGCCACUGCAUUCGACCGAUUCCAAGCAGAAAUUACAGAAGUGCCUGACGACUCUGGACUUGACAUCCUUGGGGGUUGGCUCCUGCGUUGGGACAGGAAUGUACCUAGUCGCGGGGAUGGUGGCGCGCAGCGUCGCCGGCCCAGGUGUCGUCAUCUCGUUCAUAAUUGCGGCUAUUGCUUCCAUUUUUUCCGGAGCAUGUUACGCCGAGUUUGGAGUACGAGUGCCUCACACGACUGGCAGCGCUUACAUGUAUAGUUACGUGACUGUAGGCGAAUUAAUAGCAUUCAUUAUAGGAUGGAACAUGAUAUUGGAGUACCUUAUAGGUACGAGCGCGUGUGCCUGCGCCCUUAGCGCCUGCUUGGACGCCCUUACGGACGGUGCCGUUUCCGGGGCGAUAGCAAACAGCGUGGGAACCAUUUUUGGUCGACCGCCCGAUUUCCUCGCGUUCGUCAUUACUAUACUGAUGAUGCUGCUAAUGGCCGCGGGCGUGAAGAAAUCCCUGGUGUUCAAUAACGUGUUAAACGCUAUCAAUCUCGCCAUUUGGGUGUUCGUCAUGACGGCGGGAAUGUACUACGUGGAUAUUGAUAAUUGGAACGAGCAUGGGGGCUUCUUUCCUUACGACUGGAGUGGUGUGUUCACCGGUGCAGCGACGUGUUUUUACGCAUUCAUCGGCUUCGAUAUAAUAGCAACCACUGGCGAAGAGGCGACAAACCCAAAGAGGAGCAUCCCUCUCGCUAUAGUCUCUUCAUUGAUCAUAAUCCUCACCGCCUAUGUCACUAGCAGUAUGAUGCUGACAUUAAUUGUCCCAUAUGAUGAAGUGGAUCAAGAUUCAGCACUGGUGGAAAUGUUUGGUCAAGUUGGAGCUUACAAGUGCAAGUAUAUUGUGGCAGUUGGUGCAUUGGCUGGAUUGACAGUCUCUAUGUUUGGUAGCAUGUUUCCCAUGCCUAGGAUAGUCUAUGCCAUGGCUCAAGAUGGUCUUAUAUUCAAGAGUCUGAGCCAAGUAUGGCCCAUAACAGGUACACCAGCCAUAGCAACAUUGACUUCUGGUGUGUGUGCAGCCAUGGCUGCAUUGCUCAUUCAAUUAGAGGUGUUGGUAGAGAUGAUGUCUAUUGGUACCCUGCUGGCUUAUACUCUGGUGUCUACUUGUGUAUUGAUUCUGCGUUAUCAGCCCCAUUCUACCAAUCUAGUAGAAUUGUUACCGCAAAGUUUAAGAACACCAUGUCGAUCACCAACAAAGGAGAAUCAAGGAAAUGGCCAGGUAAAUUAUGGGAAGGAGCUGAGACCCGAUCAACUGACUACUGCUCUAAAUUCUGUCCAGGCUGCACAAUCUGAUCUUGCUGCAGCAAACAGUGGCCAACGUAUCAUGGUAAGACGAGUAAGAAGGUGCAACAGCUCUUCACCAGACUCUGAUGACACAUAUGGCGCGGAGGAGGAUGAAGUUGGUCUGGGUAAAGAUGAUCAAUAUUUGGUCAGUGACAGAACUGAGAAUAAAUUCUAUGGUAGUGUACAUGCAGCUGCAGCUGCAUCUAGUUGUGGCAGUACACAUCAAUAUCCAGGAACUACACCAAUAAUAGGGCCACCUUUGAAUUAUCUUCAACGUCGAUUACAGGCGGCACAGUAUCUUUGUCCCGCCAUCUUCCCUUGGGUGGACAGAGGCCCAGCAACGGAGGCAUCGGGUCGUUAUGUCAUGAAAUUAGUCGGAAUACUAUACUUGUUAAUCGUCAUCUUCGACUUAAUCGUAGUUUGCGGCAUGGGACAUAUGGGGACAUUUACUACAUUGUUAAUGUUCGCUUUUCUCUUUGCCAUAAUUGGGAUAUUGCUUGCCAUUAGUAGAAAGCCGCAAAAUAGGAACAGUGUGAUGUUCAUGACACCAGGUUUGCCAUUCGUACCUGCGAUUGCCGUCACCGUGAAUAUAUACCUCAUCUUCAAGCUGAGCAUCCUAACUCUCGUCAGAUUCACUAUCUGGAUGAUUCUCGGUUUCAUCAUGUACUUCUAUUACGGUAUCAAGCACAGCACUCUGGAAGAAGGAAACGCUUCAGAGAACUUGGAAGAGACUGUUUCAGCCGGGAAUAUCGAGCUGACAGUAACAGAUAUGCAAAAACAGCAACAACAGCAACAGCAGAUGCAUCCGUCUUACACGACAACCGAUCGUAGUAUCUACGAGAGCCAGCAGCUUGAUGCAUUUGGGCAGCCUGUUGGCAGCACGAACUUCGGUGGUACACCGAGCCAGAGGCCAGUCACUUCUGGCCAAUCGUCGCUGUUCAUUGAUCAGGAGAGUUUCCCCACUUGGGAUGAUUGAACGGCUACAGGCGUCGAUAUAAAUAUAUAUAUAUAUAUAUAUUGAUGAUAUCAAGAUAAAUUAUUGUACGAGCCUGACUGGCGUUAAGAGCGUUCACCAG